AUCAUUGUUUCACUGGCAGCAAAUUCUCUCAUUGUUAUCAUCGUUUAUAAAAUGCCGAACUUAAGAAAACCGAUAAAUUAUUUCAUCGCAAACAUGGCCGCGUCUGAUUUGUUGUUUCCAAUAUUCUCGGUACCUUUGAAAUUGUCACUCUUGCACGCCAACUCGUUUCCUAUCGAUGGUCAGCUUGGCCAGGCCCUGUGUAAGCUUGUCCCUUUCUUUGGUAAUGUUUCCAUUGUCGUGUCGACUCAGAAUCUGAUUCUGAUUGCAGUGGAUCGAUUUGGAGCAGUGGUAUUUCCACUCCAUUCGCCACUCAUCAGAUCCAAACUGUGUCCCUUCUUCAUUCUUGCCACGUGGAUGUUUGCCAUAGUUCUUAGUUCGCCAGACUUGUUCACCGUCGGGCUUGUUGAAUACCCAGGGGGAGCCUUGUGUGUACGGAGAUGGAAGAAAGUAUUCGCAGAGUCCUCGUCCUUUGCCAGUUUCCUACUAGCUUACAACAUUGUGUUUGGAUACAUACCUGUGAUGUUGUUAGUCAUUCUUUACUCCACCAUCUUUAUCAAGCUCAAGACACAGGCACACCCAGGUGAACAGUCCACCAACAAUCAGCAACAGCGGAAAAGAAGAAACAGAAACGUUCUUCAAAUGUCCAUUGCUAUCGUAAUAGUGUUUGUGCUUUGCUGGUUACCUUUCAAUACUAGCCAUGUCAUCAUGCGGUAUCAGGACAGGUCUGCCCAUUUCUCGUGUAGUUUUUGGAUAUACUUUGAUGUAACCAACUUUAUGACUCAAACCUACUGUGCUAUCAACCCGAUUAUCUGCUUCGUUUUUAGUAGCAAUUAUCGAAAAGGUCUUAAAAGACUCAUAAAAUGUUCUUUUGUACAGGUGUAAGUUGCCAAAAUAUGCUUUUGAUUAUAUGCAUGAAUAUGUCAAGAGUUAG
This is a messenger RNA of Porites lobata, 931 nucleotides long. The record is from the annotation of a GenBank genome assembly. Lineage: Eukaryota; Metazoa; Cnidaria; Anthozoa; Scleractinia; Poritidae.